AUGGCGCAGCUCGCGGUGCGGUCGCUGCUGCUGUCCUUGCUCCUGGUCUCGCUAGUUGUAGCGGCUUCAGCUGGAAUUGCUAAGCUCAACUCGUCGUCGCCCCUCUUCGGCAUCGAGUUCCCGCCGUUCAACACCGCCGUGGCCUGCGCGCUGUGCCUGGACUGCUUCGAGCAGCGUGGCCCGGUGUUCGACCCCGCCGCGUCCUCCUCCUACCGCAACGUCACCUGCGGCGACCAGCGAUGCGGCCUCGUGGCGCCGCCGCCAGAGGCCUCCUCGCCGAGGGCGUGCCGCCGCCCCGGGGAGGACCCCUGCCCGUACUACUACUGGUACGGGGACCAGUCCAACACCACCGGCGACCUGGCCCUGGAGUCCUUCAUGGUCAACCUCACGGCCCUGGGCGCAUCCCGCCGCGUGGACGGCGUGGUGUUCGGGUGCGGGCACCCGAACCGCGGCCUCUUACACGGGGCCGCGGGGCUGCUGGGCCUCGGCCGUGGCUCGCUGUCGUUCGCGUCCCAGCUCUGCGCUGUGUACGGGCACACCUUCUCGUACUGCCUGGUGAACCACGGCAGCGACGUCGGCAGCAAGGUGGUGUUCGGGGAAGACGCCCUGGUGCUGGCGGCGCAUCCGCAGCUCAAGUACUCGGCGUUCGCGGCCGCGUCGUCGCCGGCGGACACAUUCUAUUACGUGAAGCUCAAGGGCGUGCUGGUAGGCGGCGAGCUGCUGAACAUCAGCUCGGACACGUGGGAUGCGGGCAAGGACGGAUCCGGCGGCACGAUCAUCGACUCCGGCACGACGCUGAGCUACUUCGCGGAGCCAGCGUACCAGGUCGCGGACUUCCCGUUGCUGAACCCGUGCUACAACGUCUCUGGCGUGGAGCGACCGGAGGUGCCGGAGCUGUCGCUGUUGUUCGCCGACGGCGCCGUGUGGGACUUCCCCGCGGAGAACUACUUCAUCCGGCUGGACCCGGACGGCAUCAUGUGCCUGGCGGUCCUGGGCAACCCGCGCACCGGCAUGUCUAUCAUCGGCAACUUCCAGCAGCAGAACUUCCACGUCGUGUACGACCUGCAGAACAACCGGCUGGGCUUCACGCCGCGGCGGUGCGCCGAGGUGUAG
Messenger RNA from Miscanthus lutarioriparius, 1113 nucleotides. The record is from the annotation of a GenBank genome assembly. NCBI's taxonomy places the organism in Eukaryota, Viridiplantae, Streptophyta, Magnoliopsida, Poales, Poaceae.